Soboliphyme baturini is the source of this 684-nucleotide messenger RNA. Lineage: Eukaryota; Metazoa; Nematoda; Enoplea; Dioctophymatida; Soboliphymatidae. The record is from the annotation of a GenBank genome assembly.
AUGGUUCUGGAAUUUCGCUAUUUUAGCCCUGCAUGUCCAGAAGAAUUCGAUUGGUCUUCUCAGUUCGAAGAGUACUGUUUUCGAACUGACUCUGAACAUGACAAACAACGUGAAGUACAGUUCGUCGACGUCGGUUGUGGAUAUGGUGGUCUUUUGGUGUCGCUUUCUACACUCUUUCCCGAAACACUGAUGGUAGGUUUGGAAAUACGCGUUAAGGUGAGCAAGUACGUCAUGGAGCGGAUUCGGGCUUUGCGCAGCCAGCACCCCGGUCAGUAUGGUAACAUCACCUGCCUGCGAACCAAUGCCAUGAAAUACUUGCCGAACUACUUCAAAAAAAACCAGCUUACAAAGAUGUUCUUCCUUUACCCUGACCCUCAUUUCAAGAAGGCGAAGCACAAAUGGCGGAUUAUCAGCAACAACCUGUUGGACGAAUACGCAUACUUCUUGGGGUCCGGGGGGGUCGUUUACACCAUUACCGAUGUAAAGGAGGUUUUCGAAUGGAACGUCAAUCAUUUCUCCGCGCAUCCGAUGUUUGAACGGGUAUCUGACGCAGAAUUGUCCCAAGAUCCUGUAUUUCCGCUGUUGUUCGAGAGCACAGAAGAAGGUGCUAAGGUGACACGCAACAAAGGAAGCAAAUUCCAUGCCGUGUUUCGCAAGCGUAUGACUUUGAACCUUGAUACCUAA